Vollenhovia emeryi is the source of this 808-nucleotide messenger RNA. RefSeq lists its product as uncharacterized. Gene Ontology annotation, molecular function: nucleic acid binding. The record is from RefSeq and is a predicted model, not a curated record. NCBI's taxonomy places the organism in Eukaryota, Metazoa, Arthropoda, Insecta, Hymenoptera, Formicidae. Bases 182 to 514 code for a protein of 110 amino acids. The transcript has a single exon.
GUCAUCAAACAAAAUCUUCGCUUCUGGGGAACUGAAAAUCCACAAGUGACCCACGAAGAGCCAUUACAUCCACUCAGUCACUGUGUGGUGCGCUGUUCAUGCCGGCGGCGUCAUCGGGCCGUAUUUUUUCGAGGACAUUUUGGGCAACACGGUGACUGUGACUGGUGAGCGCUACCGAGAGAUGUUGAAUGAGUUUUUAUUGCCGGAAUUGGACGAGCAGGAUCUGGAAGACAUGUGGUUUCAACAAGACGGUGCCACCACACACACAGCCCGAGCGACGAUGGACAUUCUGAAGGAGACAUUUCCGGGCUGCCUCAUAUCGCGUUUCGGCGAUAUGCACUGGCCUGCAAGAUCGCCCGAUUUGACUGUUCCUGACUUUUUUGUUUGGGGUUUUUUGAAGUCGCGGGUCUAUGCGAGCAAGCCACAGACUCUGGCAGCCCUUAAAGAGAACAUCCGACAUGAGCGGCCAACAUAUCGCCUGACGUUCUCAAAAAAGCCAUGGAAAAUGCUAUAAAAAGGGCCCAAAUGGUAAUCAACAAUGGCGGCGGUCACUUGACCGAUAUCAUUUUCAAAUCUUGAUGUAAUAAAACUCAAAAGACCAAAUAAUGUUUUAAAGAAUAUCGCAUCGAAAUAUUUCGUUUCAUUUACAAAUUAUAGCCAAACAACAUCGGAUGAUUACUUUUGGCCCACCUUGUACCAUCAGUUAGGAAACAGCGUGAACUUAUUUAAGGUCCUAAUACUUUGCGUGAGACGCAACGCGAGAUACGCGACAGCAGCGCCAAUGCCACGUUGCGGCAGAAAAGUGAAA